This is a messenger RNA of Coffea eugenioides, 1056 nucleotides long. RefSeq names its product amino acid transporter AVT6C-like. The transcript is spliced from 2 exons. The record is from RefSeq and is a predicted model, not a curated record. Gene Ontology annotation, biological process: amino acid transmembrane transport. Gene Ontology annotation, molecular function: amino acid transmembrane transporter activity. NCBI's taxonomy places the organism in Eukaryota, Viridiplantae, Streptophyta, Magnoliopsida, Gentianales, Rubiaceae. The coding region runs from base 250 to 999 and encodes 249 amino acids.
UAACCGACGAAACAAAUUAGAUUGAAGGUACUCGGUCAAGAUUUCAUCUUCUUCAGCCGUCCACCUCCCUCUCUUUAUGCCCACUUUCUCACAGCAAGGGGCUCUUCCCAUUAUUCUUCAGGUUUCAGAUCAUGUACUCGGUCAAGAUUUCAUCUUGUUCAGCCGUCCACUUUCUAGAGAUUAAAGACGGUCUGCAAAAGUUGUUCUGCAUCUGCAAAAGUUGAUCUCAAUGAGAUUAAAGACGGUCCAAUGGAUCCUAGACUUGAAAUUGAAGAAUUAUCUAUAAAAUUUUCUCAACGGCAAGGACGGAAGGUUUCUGCAGCUUUUCUAGAUGGAUGGAUGCGGUUCUUUUGUCCACUCUGUCUAAUAUUCGAACAAAUUUUGUUGGUGAAUGGCUUGGUAGUUCAUCCUAUUGGAGUCGAGCUUGGUAAACCUGCUGCUAUGGUCUCGGCCGUCAGAAUCUCAUUAGUACUCUGUGGUGCUAUCUACUUCACCAUUGGCAUUUUCGGGUACCUCCUUUUUGGGGAUUCGGUCAUGGAUGACAUACUGGUGAAUUUUGAUCAAGGUUCUUCUGGUUCAACAAUUAGCUCAUUACUCAAUGACAUAGUUAGACUAAGCUAUGCGCUCCAUUUGAUGCUGGUGUUUCCACUUCUCAACUUCUCUUUGAGGGCCAACAUCGAUGAACUUCUGUUCCCUAAGAGGGCUGUUUUGGCAACAGAUAACAAGAGAUUUGUCAUUCUUACUCUAGUCUUGUUAGGCUUCUCCUACGUUGCCGCAAUAGCCAUUCCCAGUAUAUGGUACUUCUUUCAGUUCAUGGGAUCAACUUCUGCUGUCUGCCUUGCCUUCAUCUUCCCAGGCAUAAUUGCUUUAAGAGAUAUCCACGGCAUUUCAACAAGAAGGGACAGAAUAAUAGCAGCAGCAAUGGUCAUUCUAGCUGUUGUGACGAGCACCAUAGCUAUUUCUACGAAUAUAUGCACGUUAGUUGGAAACAAGUCAUAGGUCUUUGUCUUUUUCAGCUUUGUUGUGGUUGAGCUGUAUGUUUUCCUGUAUAAUAUC